GCUGAUUUUGACUCUUGAACUUUUGAACUGCUGACUGUAGCAGCUUGAAACGUGCGUUCAGGCAUGACGGCAGAGUUGUUAAAGCGUGCAAAGGAUGCAGUAAAGGUGAUUGGCUCAGGUGGCCUGCUGUUUGUCUCGUACCUGACAGCUACUGGGGACGAGCGCUUCUAUGCCAAUCAGCUGAUGCCGGCUCUGCAGAGGAUUGUGGGAGCGGAGACGGCGCAUGUGCUGGCAGUUCGAUUCAUCGGGCUUGGACUUGUCCCACGAGGCAGGCACAAGGACUCUCCAUCACUGGAGGUUCGAGUUCUGGGGCAGUGGUUCCAGAAUCCUCUGGGGAUAGCAGCUGGCUUUGAUAAGCAUGCAGAGGCAGUGGACGGGCUAUUCCGGCUGGGCUUCGGUUUUGUGGAGGUGGGGAGUGUCACACCACAGCCCCAGGAAGGGAACCCCAAACCCAGAGUGUUCAGGCUUCCUGCGGAUCAGGCCAUCAUUAACAGGUAUGGUUUUAACAGCUGUGGCCAUGCAGUCGUCCGUGAGAGGCUGAAGGCAAGGCAAGAAUUGCAGUCUGAGUUGACGAAAGCUGGAAGGCCCCUGGGUGUUAACCUGGGUAAGAACAAGCUGUCCCGGGACGCAGCGUCUGAUUAUUCAGAGGGGGUGCGAGUGCUGGGCAUGCUGGCUGAUUACCUUGUCGUGAAUGUGAGCAGCCCCAACACCCCUGGACUGAGAGACCUGCAAGGCAAAGAGGAGCUGCGCCACCUGCUGGACAGGGACGUCUCUUUGCAGGUGCUAAAGGAGAGGGAUGCCCUGAAGUGUGAGCGAAAGCCACCGGUCCUCGUGAAGAUUGCCCCAGACCUCACCCCACAGGACAAGCAGGACAUAGCCGACAUUGUGACUGAGCUUGGGGUGGAUGGGCUAAUCGUCACCAACACCACAGUCUCGCGACCUUCAACCUUGCAGGACCCCCUCCGCGGAGAGACUGGGGGGCUGAGCGGGAGACCCUUAAGGGAGAUGUCCACACAGACUGUGCGGGAGAUGUACAGCCUCACUAAAGGGAAGAUUCCUAUUGUGGGAGUGGGGGGAGUGAGCAGCGGACAGGAUGCUCUUGAAAAGAUACGUGCCGGUGCCACCCUGGUCCAGCUGUACAGUGCUUUCACCUACCAAGGGCCGCCUAUCGUCGGCAAGAUCAAACGAGAACUCGAGCAGUUACUGGCGGAACAAGGAUUCACAAAUGUCAUUGAGGCUGUAGGAGCAGAUCACAGGACAACAGAUGGAAAAUUACAAGCACGGGUGUCAGCGAGAGAGCAGCUUCAUCUAGGAUCAGGAAUGCCAGUGCAAUCAGAAGCCACCACAGUCUAGCCUUUUUCAGUGAACGAAAAUGGACAUAGCCUUUUUUUUUUUUUUUUUAUUUGUUCAACAGCCUUAAAUAAAUGUAUAUGAUCAUGUUAAAGUCCAAAAUCGGUAGAAUAAACCAGCUAAUGUUAAGACAAAGAAUCAAAAUGGAUUAAAGUCAAGCUUUUCCUACUUGUGGUUAAGGACAGAAGUUUUACUGGUUGGUUAAUGUACAAUUUGACCUAUUUACCGAUAGAGAACAUAUUUGACACACUUUGAUAGAGGGCUCGCUUUUGGCAAGUGUUUCGGUUUCCAAGGCUAUACAGGUUACUGAUGUGUCUAGUGUAACAAUCAAAAGUGAUGCCCACCUUUUCCAUCGGCUGUAUUGAGCUACAAAUCAAAUAUAGGAAAACUAAUUAAGUUUGAAAACAUUUGUUUCAUGAAUUUCACUAUUGCCAAUCUGUCUGCUCGGGUAUUUCCACACGCAUCAUUUAUGUAUGUAACUAAAGAACUGUCUUGUACAUCCCCAACGAAGCUACUCCUAAGCCUUCGCU
Messenger RNA from Polyodon spathula (Mississippi paddlefish), 1880 nucleotides. RefSeq names its product dihydroorotate dehydrogenase (gene dhodh). Gene Ontology annotation, molecular function: dihydroorotate dehydrogenase activity. Gene Ontology annotation, cellular component: cytoplasm; mitochondrial inner membrane. NCBI's taxonomy places the organism in Eukaryota, Metazoa, Chordata, Actinopteri, Acipenseriformes, Polyodontidae. The record is from RefSeq and is a predicted model, not a curated record. The transcript is spliced from 9 exons. Bases 64 to 1353 code for a protein of 429 amino acids. Gene Ontology annotation, biological process: pyrimidine ribonucleotide biosynthetic process; 'de novo' pyrimidine nucleobase biosynthetic process.